Molecule: messenger RNA, 1167 nt
Organism: Glarea lozoyensis ATCC 20868
Lineage: Eukaryota; Fungi; Ascomycota; Leotiomycetes; Helotiales; Helotiaceae
Product: Nucleotide-diphospho-sugar transferase
Exons: 3
Coding region: 1-1167 (388 amino acids)
Cellular component (GO): endoplasmic reticulum membrane
Source: RefSeq, a predicted model, not a curated record
AUGUCGAACUUUGCAGAUAUGUUUUUGGGGGUGAUCAACGGCGCAGUGGAACUGUCUAAAGAUGCACCUCCAUAUAUACUCUUCUCAUUAUUAUUUACCACAUUGAUAGCUACAGGAGGCUUCCUGUACGGCCUGAUAUUCCUCCUCGCGCCAACCCCGCGAGCUCCUCAUCCUUCCGAGAAGACAUACAUCACUUCAACACCCUCGGGCGAUGUGACCCCUCCAAAACCACUUCCCUGUUGGCACGAUGACUGGCUGGCACAUAGACACGAAGCAGCGACUACAAAAGAGAAGGACAAUGUGAAGCAUACGGGAGCCAUUGAGGGAGCGGAGGUUAUGAUGAGUGUGGUUGUGCCAGCUUACAAUGAGGAGGAGAGAAUGGAGAUUAUGCUCGAAGAAGCUGUAGCUUUUCUGGACGAGGAGUACGGACGAACACCAAGCAAAGAUCAAAAGGCAAAUGGAAGCGCUGGAAAAGAUAGUACGAAAGGAGUGGGCGGCUACGAAAUUCUAAUUGUAAACGACGGAAGCAAGGACAAAACCGUUGACGUUGCGCUCUCAUUUGCAAAGCGCAACAAUCUACACGAUAUCCUUCGUGUUUGCACCCUCAAAGAGAAUCGAGGGAAAGGAGGAGCCGUCACCCAUGGAUUCAGACACGUCCGGGGAGCUUACGCCGUAUUCGCCGACGCAGACGGCGCCAGUAAAUUCUCAGAUCUCCGGAAACUCGUAAAAGGCUGUCAAGAAGUCCAAGACUCACCGGGCAGAGGUAUCGCCGUAGGAAGUAGAGCACACAUGGUGGGCACAGAAGCCGUAGUAAAACGCUCAGCCCUCAGAAACGCACUCAUGCACUCCUUCCAUCUUCUCCUUCGUCUCCUCACACCCCCCGCAACCUCCCGCAUCCGGGACACGCAAUGCGGAUUCAAACUCUUCUCGCGUCCGGCGUUACCGCAUAUCAUACCGUACAUGCACGUCGAAGGCUGGAUCUUUGACGUGGAGAUGUUGAUGUUGGCGGAGAGUGCGCCGGAUGGGAUUCGCGUUGCGGAGGUGCCGGUUGGGUGGCAGGAGGUUGGGGGGAGCAAGUUGAAUGUUGUGUGGGAUAGCUUGAGUAUGGCGUGGGGAUUGGCGAUUUUGAGGGCGAGUUGGAUUGUGGGGGUUUAUAGGAGGAGGUGA